CCCCCUCGGUAGAGGCGCUGCCGCUGUGCCCGGCGGAGGAUGGUGCGCGGCGCGCCGGGGGCUCCCCGCCACCAGAGCCGCAGCGCCGCAGCUGAGCCGGCCGCGGCGGGCAGUCGGCCCCCGCACCGGGCGCGGGGCGGGCGGCCGCGGUGAGGCGCGGAGGGCGGCGCGGGCACCGGGGCCGGGCCGGGGCUGCAGCUGCAGCGGCCGCGGCCAUGGGGGCCCUGACGAGCCGGCAGCACGCGGGCGUGGAGGAGGUGGACAUCCCGUCCAAUUCCGUGUACCGCUACCCGCCCAAGUCCGGAAGCUAUUUUGCCAGCCACUUCAUUAUGGGAGGAGAGAAGUUUGACUCAGCUCAUCCUGAAGGUUACCUGUUUGGAGAGAACAGCGAUCUGAACUUUCUGGGGAACAGACCAGUUGCGUUCCCUUACGCCGCCCCACCUCCCCAAGAACCUGUGAAGACUCUGAGAAGCCUGGUCAAUAUCCGAAAGGACACGCUGAGGCUCGUCAAAUGUGCUGAGGAAGUGAAGAGCCCUGGAGAAGAGGCCAGCAAAGCUAAAGUCCACUACAAUGUUGAGUUCACCUUUGACACAGAUGCUCGGGUAGCCAUCACCAUCUAUUACCAGGCCACGGAAGAGUUCCAGAAUGGUAUUGCCAGCUACAUUCCCAAAGACAACAGCCUCCAGUCGGAGACUGUGCACUACAAGCGAGGAGUGUGUCAGCAGUUCUGCCUGCCCUCCCACACUGUGGAUCCCUCCGAGUGGGCUGAAGAGGAGCUUGGCUUUGAUCUGGACAGAGAAGUUUACCCUCUAGUGGUACAUGCCGUGGUGGAUGAAGGAGACGAAUAUUUUGGCCAUUGCCAUAUACUGCUGGGUACUUUUGAGAAGCACACAGAUGGAACUUUCUGUGUCAAGCCCCUCAAACAGAAACAAGUAGUAGACGGGGUCAGCUACCUCCUUCAGGAGAUCUAUGGAAUUGAAAACAAGUACAACACACAAGAUUGUAAGGUGGCUGAAGACGAAGUGAGUGAUAACAGUGCCGAGUGUGUGGUGUGUCUCUCGGAUGUCCGGGACACCUUGAUUCUGCCCUGUCGCCACCUCUGCCUCUGUAACACCUGUGCAGACACCCUGCGCUACCAGGCCAACAACUGCCCCAUCUGCCGACUGCCCUUCCGGGCACUGCUUCAGAUCCGAGCCAUGAGGAAAAAAUUGGGCCCUUUGUCCCCAACCAGCUUUAACCCCAUCAUCUCAUCCCAGACAUCUGACUCUGAAGAGCAUUCAUCCUCAGAGAAUAUUCCACCAGGCUAUGAAGUAGUAUCUCUUCUGGAGGCCCUCAACGGGCCCCUCACCCCGUCCCCAGCAGUUCCUCCACUUCACGUGCUUGGAGAUGGCCACCUCUCAGGAAUGCUCCCUUCGUAUGGCAGUGAUGGCCACCUGCCCCCCGUCAGGACGAUCUCGCCUCUUGACCGCCUGUCUGACUGCAGCAGCCAGGGACUCAAACUCAAAAAGAGUCUCUCCAAAUCCAUUUCCCAAAACUCUUCCGUGCUGCAUGAAGAGGAAGAUGAGCGUUCCUGCAGUGAGUCGGAGACACAGCUCUCUCAGAGACCAUCAGCUCAGCAUCUCGGAGAGGAAUGUGGUGUGACUCCAGAAAGUGAGAAUCUCACCUUGUCAUCAUCUGGAGCUAUUGACCAGUCGUCUUGUACAGGGACGCCUCUGUCGUCCACUAUUUCCUCCCCAGAAGGCCCUGCCAGCAGCAGCUUGGCCCAGUCUGUCAUGUCCAUGGCAUCCUCCCAGAUCAGCACCGACACCGUCUCCUCCAUGUCUGGCUCCUACGUCGCCCCUGGCACUGAAGAGGAGGGAGAGGCUCUCCCUUCCCCCCAGUCUGCCAGCAGAGCCCCCUCGGAAGAAGAAGAGGGGCUGCCAGCGGAGUCUCCAGACAGCAACUUUGCUGGCCUCCCAGCUGGAGAGCAGGAUGCAGAGGGAAAUGAUGUUAUGGAGGAAGAGGAUGGAUCACCCACGCAGGAAGAUGGCCUCUGUUAUAUCUUCAGUUGGAAGAAUGUUGUUUCCAGUAAGGCUAGAAGAGAAGGAAUGGCCCACAGAGCAAGGACACAGGAGGAAGAAGGCCAGAGGACAUGCGCAUUUCUAGGUAUGGAGUGUGACAAUAACAAUGACUUUGACAUCGCAAGCGUGAAAGCACUGGACAAUAAGCUGUGCUCUGAGGUCUGCUUACCUGGUGCCUGGCAGGCUGAUGACAAUGCUGUCAGUCGGAACGCCCAGCGCCGGCGCUUGUCAUCCAGCAGCCUGGAGGACUCUGAGACGAGGCCCUGUGUGUGGGGCCCCUUGGCUGUCUGAGCCCCAGCCUCUGCACUUGGGCUCCCCUCCUGCCCCUGCAUUCCAUCCAUCCUCACUCAGCUGCUGCCUGCUGGGCAUCCUCAGCAAGAUGCUGGAGACUUUUCACCCUUCUGUGACAGCUGUUACAACCUGUAACCACAAUCCCUCACCUCUCAGAGGGAACUGGAGCUCUCCUUUCUCCCUGUGACCUAAAGCCACUCAAUGAACUGCAGCUCACGAGACCCUUUGCAGGGACUCUGGAAUGCCCCCACGGUAUCUUGAUGUUCAGGUGGAGCUGGGGUCCGUGGGCUAAUUUCUUACACAUCUUUUUUCUCCUUAGGGGGUAGAACAAGAAGGCUUAGAGUUUUGGCAGCUUUGUUACAAACAUCCCUCUGGCAUUUCCUGGUUUCUGGCACAUCAUAACCAAUUGGAAACCUGCAGUUUGGGGUAGGGCUGGAGGAUGGCUGCUGUGAAAAGGGAGAGCAAUACUGCACGGAUAUGGCAUUUCCCUCCACAAGCACUAGGAGCACCUUUCUCAAGGACAAGAAAUGGUAGCAACCAAAAGAUUGGUUGAAAGAAACAAUCCUUCCUUCUGGUAGCAGAGCCAGUCUCCUGGGCCUCACAUGCCUGUCUGCUUAAGAAGGAGCCCUUGAAUCUGAGAAUCCCCCAGUUAAGAUGAUUUCCCUUAAGGAGCAUUUCUCCUGAUCAGGUGCAUUCAGGGAGGCCUGGGACUCCAUCCUAAGGUGACAUUUCAAGAAACGUGUUGGCCACCUCUGUGUGCCAAGCACUGGGUGAGGAGUGGUCAUAUAUUUCAUCUUCACUCACCUGGGAGGUGGCAUUCUUGUCCCUGUUGCCCCCAUCUCUACCCCCUUUUGUUAAUGGUUGAGAGAAAUGUGAACCAGUGAUUCUCAGUUUGGUGCCCAGGUCCCCAAAGGAAGUGGUGGAGAGCCUUGAACUAAGUUCAGGCAGCAGCAUGUGGCCAGCAGCAGUGCGCUGGGAGCAGAGGUUGGAAUCGGGGCUCAGGGCCUUCACCUCAAGGGCUCUCCCCAUCCUCCAUGUGUUCCUCCCUUGCCUUCCAGAGCUACUGAGCCUAAUCACUGAAGAGGGAGAUGGAGCCAGUCACAUGCUGAUUGGCAGUUCAGAAAUAGUGUUCUGUUCGUGUGCACUUCCCGUCCCAGUCCAGUGUGAGGUCACAAAUACAAGAGCUGAAACAGCACAGCUGGACUGUGAGGUGGUGGCUGCUCUGCCUUCCUCAGCAUGCGUGUCAUCAGUGGAUUCCAUGUGGCUCUUCCAUGUGGUGUCUACUGGCCUUUGGAAAAGGUGGUGGUUUAGUAGGGCAUGAGAUUAGUUUGAAAGCAAAGUUGGAAACAACUAUUAUUUGUGAGGUUGAGAUGUAGGAGAGCCUUAUAGGCUAUGCCCAUUGUGGUGGACUUGUCUUAGGGUUUGGAAUUGUUACCCUAAAAGAGUUUUUUGGCGAGGCAUGGUGGUUCAUGCCUGUAAUCCCAGCACUUUGGGAGGCCAAGGCGGGCGGAUCACCUAAGGUCAGGAGUUUGAGACCAGCCUGAACAAUGUGGAGAGAUCCCUUCUCU
Molecule: messenger RNA, 3919 nt
Organism: Rhinopithecus roxellana (golden snub-nosed monkey)
Lineage: Eukaryota; Metazoa; Chordata; Mammalia; Primates; Cercopithecidae
Gene: RNF157
Product: ring finger protein 157
Exons: 20
Coding region: 216-2351 (711 amino acids)
Biological process (GO): protein ubiquitination
Cellular component (GO): cytoplasm
Molecular function (GO): ubiquitin protein ligase activity
Source: RefSeq, a predicted model, not a curated record